AUGAUGCAUAAGAACACCAAGACUGGCCAGCGGAAGGUCUCUCCUCCCGGCCCAACUUACAUGAACGGCGACCAGAUCGCAAGCUACUUGAAAGAUCUCCGAACGAAUCGUCCAGCUCGUCCCACGGGCUCUCGUCCGUACCCAGGGAAAGCAGCAACAUUCCCGACCAAUCCCCAAGAUGACCUACCUCCAAGAGCUACUUCCGCCUUCUCAAUGAACCGUCCAGACGAAGAGCCUGUUGAAGACCCACCCCGUGCUGGCAGCGCGCUGUCGCAUCGCCGAACGCUCUCCCACGUCCCUCAGAGUGGUCCUAUCGGCCGUCCUUUGGCCCAAGAGCCACGAUCGAUGUCUGUGCGGAAAAACGUCUUCCCCUCGCAGGUGUUUUCACGCUCUGUGCCCAUCGCUGCAUCGCCGGUCCCUUCAUACCGUGAGAAUGGCCACCGGCUCCAAGAAAAGGAAGAGGCGCGUUCUCUACGCGACGCGCUGCAGGGAUUGGACGUGGAAGAUGAUGAUGUGCGUCUCCACAAAGCAGCUCAGGAUGAAGCCACGGAGCUGGUGUGGAUGCAUCAGAAUCCGGGUAUGGCCAAUAAGAACCCCUACGCACCCUAUCAGAACCCAGACUUUAGCUCGAGCAGUUCAAGUCCCGCGCGAAGAGGCUCGGAAUCAUCUUCUAAGAAACAUCGACACUCAAUUGGCUCCAGUGCCUCUUCUAGUAAUCCAUCAAGCCCGGAAAUUACCAUGGAUUCAUCUGCGAAGAGGCAGUCAUCGCGGGCGGGGAAUCUAAAGAAGAACCUCAAAGUCAAUUUCGCUCUGCCUGACGAUCCACCAGAGCCUGCUCCUAAGCCUCGAACUGUCAGUGGUGAUACCUCCAAGGGAGUAUUCAGCAAUCCCAACGACCAGAUUUAUGAAGAGCCCAACGAGCCUAGUAAAGAAGCAGCCGACACCCGACCCUUCUUCUCGAGAUCCGCAUCCUCAGCGUUACGGAAUGAACCCCGCAAUGCACCUCCUCGUAGCCCCAAGCCUCUUCCUUGGUUGCGGGAUCGAAACAGCAAUGGAUCUGUUCGCGACAAAAUUUCCAAGUUCGACAUUCAUAAGAACCCACCAACUCAAUCUCGGAACGCUGGGUAUACAAGAAACGAACCGACUCCACCACCCGCACCCUCUACCAAGGAAGAAGAGGCCCCCACAAAAGAUGGGAUCGAGAUCCGCAGUGAUGACAUCCGGGCCGCCACCAGCAAGAGACUCAAAGACCGAAGUGAGAAUCUCCCCAAGCCUUCUGCUGUUAGUGAUCGAGUGGGGCGACCGAUCGUGAGCUUUGAUCCGAAAUGGCAGGCAGAAAAUCAACCAAAGCCUAACCGCCAGUCUCCACCUCCAAUUCCUGUCAUUGAAGUGGCGCCGAGCAUUGAAAUCACACCCAGCAUUGAAGUUUCCGCACCACCUAUCCCUGUGAUCAAUAUCCCAGAUAUCAAGGAGCCAACUAUCUCGGAAUACAGCUCGCCUACCAAACAGGACAGCAGAUCCUCGAGACAAGCACCGCCAUCGACGAACCGCCAAACUCAGCCAAGACCAUUAGGAAGACAGCCUUCGGAACAACAGAGUCGUUGGACCACACCUUACAGCCGAUCUGGCGUACCAACUGCAAGCUGUGAGGCCUGCUCGCUCGGCAUUUCCGGGAAGAUAGUGACAGCUGGAGGCUGUAGGUUCCACCCAGAGUGUUUUAUCUGCUUCCAUUGCCAGACGCAUCUGGAAUGCGUUGCGUUCUACGAAGAGCCCUCUGCUAGUCGGGAGGAACGCCUGGCAAGCUCACCAGACGAAGACCGUGUGCCUCGAUUCUACUGUCACCUGGAUUUCCAUGAACUAUAUAGUCCCCGCUGCAAGAGCUGCAAGACCCCGAUUGAGGGCGAGGUGGUAGUUGCCUGUGGUGCCGAAUGGCAUGUAGGCCACUUCUUCUGUGCCGAGUGUGGAGAUCCUUUCAGCUCAACCACCCCGUUUGUCGAGAGGGAUGGGUUUGCCUGGUGUCUCAAUUGCCACUCUCGUCGUACUGCAGCCCGUUGUAUGGGCUGUAAGCAGCAUGUCCUUGACGACGUCGUUGUAAAUGCUAUUGGCGGACAAUGGCAUGAACGCUGCUUUAAUUGCCACGAAUGCGGAGACGGAUUCGGUCCUGAAGGCCGCUUCUUUGUUCGUGAAGGUGAGCCGAAGCGCACGGCCAAGGGCCGUAUCAUCGGUGGACCUGUCCAGCUGGCUGUCUGUGAGCGAUGUGAGUGCAUCCGUCUCAAGGCGCCUGGUAUGUGCUGA
Molecule: messenger RNA, 2295 nt
Organism: Penicillium pulvis
Lineage: Eukaryota; Fungi; Ascomycota; Eurotiomycetes; Eurotiales; Aspergillaceae
Product: LIM domain protein
Exons: 3
Coding region: 1-2295 (764 amino acids)
Source: RefSeq, a predicted model, not a curated record